AUGAGUUCGGUAGAAGUGGUGACUGAGUUGCCGCGGUUAGCUGUGGGUGUAUACUUGAAGGACCAGACGGAGAAUCUGUUGGCUGAAGACGGAUGUGUAACCGUGUAUGAAGGUGAACAGGUGCAGUUGGUGAUAGAGUUGGCAAACCGUGAGUCAAGGUUAGAUGUGGAAUGCUUGAAAUUCAUAAUCGCCGAAGAGGCACAGGCCGACGCCGAACGAAUGGCGUUGCGAUCCAAAUGGACUGGCUGUUUCAGCAGCGAGUUCGAACGCUCUACAUUGCUCUGGUCCGAUGGGGUUACGCUGCUUGCUAACGAUGACGACGACACAGACCUCGAACUCCCGGGCAUAAAAGUCGGCGAAAGAGCCUCCUUCGUACUCACUCUCCCCGGCAGCAAACUUAUAUCCAAUCUCGGCAUCCACCUAACAUAUACUGCCAAAGGACAUAGCCAUUGGCGCUAUGAAUCUUUAUUAUUACGUUUUGAAUGUCAUCGAUCUCUAUAUGUUUCGUUACAUCCAUUUUGUUACGACGUGUCUGAAUUUUGCGAGAAGUUACUAGUAUAUUUAGAAGUGGAGCAUUUGCGUCCUCAGGACUCAUUUGUAUUUGAGAUUGUUAAGGCAAAGGGAACUGGAUCUUCGACGACGAUUGUUAGGAGUCCAUUGGGUAACAGUCCAUUGGGUAACAGUCCAUUGGGUAACAGUCCAUUGGGUAACAGUCCAUUGGGUAACAGUCCGUUGGGUAACAGUCCAUUGGGUGAGAGAGGGGAUGUAGUUGUGCGUUAUGAGAUACCAACGGAGGGUCAAUUAACAAAGGUGCCAUUAUGUGUACCACGAUCAUGGAUAAAUAGUCGUGACCCUAUUCAAAGUUUAUGGCAGCGUAUCAUCAAGACCUAUCGAUUCCAAUGGACAUGUGGUUCAAAGAAAGGUACUGCCAUCGUAACACCUAUUCAAUCAGGUGGUGACAUGGGCACAAGUGCUGCAUUCCUUAGUAGCGCCGGUACUCUUCCGGAGGGCACUUACUGA
This is a messenger RNA of Gregarina niphandrodes, 1020 nucleotides long. RefSeq lists its product as hypothetical. The coding region runs from base 1 to 1020 and encodes 339 amino acids. The transcript is spliced from 3 exons. Lineage: Eukaryota; Apicomplexa; Conoidasida; Eugregarinorida; Gregarinidae. The record is from RefSeq and is a predicted model, not a curated record.